CACUUCUACGUCUCCACGCUCCGCCCCAACCUCCUUCGCUCACGCGCCCUCAUCCAAACCCUAAUCAAUGCCCACCACAUCGACGAGGUCUCCCUCGUCGACAAUGCCACCACCGCCGCCGCCAUCGUCCUCCAGCAAAUUGGCCGCCGCUUCGCCCACCACAGAAACGACACCGUCAUCAUGUUCCGCUGCGCCUUCCCGGCCGUCAAGAAAUCCAUCCAAGCCUACGUCACCCGCGCCGGAGCCUCCGUCGUCGAGGUCGACCUUCCGUUUCCGGUGAGCUCGAACGCGGAAAUCAUCGCCGAGUUUCGGAAAGGACUAUCCAGUGCAAAAUCCGACGGCCGGAAAGUCAGGCUGGCCAUAAUCGACCAUAUCACGUCCAUGCCGUCGGUCGUGAUUCCAGUUCGCGAACUCGUCCAUAUCUGCCGAGAAGAAGGAGUCGAACAGGUAUUCGUCGACGCCGCGCACGCCAUCGGCAGCGUGUCCAUCGACGUUCAGCAAAUCGGAGCGGAUUUCUACGUGAGCAACCUCUACAAAUGGUUCUUCGCGCCGCCCUCGGUCGCGUUCCUCUACUGCCGAAAAUCGAACCCGUCCUCCUCCGAAACGCACCACCCGGUAGUCUCUCACGAGUACGGGAACGGACUCCCCGUCGAGAGCUCGUGGAUCGGGACCCGAGACUACACUCCACAGCUCGUCGUCCCGGCAAUCAUGGAGUUCGUGAAUCAGUUCGAGGGCGGAAGCGAGGGGAUCAUGAGAAGGAACCACGAGGAGGUGGUGAGGAUGGGGAAAAUGCUCGCCGAGGCGUGGGGGACGAGCCUGGGGUCGCCGCCGGAGAUGUGUGCGAGCAUGGUGAUGGUGGGGCUGCCGUCGAAACUGCACGUUUUGAGCGACGAUGAUGCCACGAGACUGAGGUCGCAUUUGAGGGACAAGCACGGCGUUGAGGUACCCAUAUACUAUCGUGCCCCCAAGAAUGGGGAGAAGAGUGAGAGCGAGCCUAGAGAUGAUCAUGGGUUGAUUACGGGUUAUGCAAGGAUUUCACAUCAGGUUUAUAACAGAAUUGAGGAUUAUUAUAAGUUUAGGGAUGCCAUUAAUCGGAUUAUUUUGGAGGAGACAAGUUUGCAGGGCUGCUUUUGAUUGAACUAGAAAAGAUAUGGUGCACUAGGAGCCUUCCAUGGAAUAACAUGUUUUUUUUUCUAUCAAGUCUGCUGAUUCCUCUGGCUUGACACGGUGUCUAAACUACAGAAUUUUGGUAGUGGUAGACACCAAUCCAAAGCUUGUGGAGAUUGUGACAUAAACCAAAGCUUGUGGAGAUUGUGACAUAUGCUUAUUGGAACUGAAAAAAGGGUUUCUUUUAUAUGAAUGUCAGCAUUCUCUUAGCAAUUCAGCCGGAGUCAACUGAAUUUAAUUUUAUUUCUUCAUCAUCA
Molecule: messenger RNA, 1424 nt
Organism: Corylus avellana
Lineage: Eukaryota; Viridiplantae; Streptophyta; Magnoliopsida; Fagales; Betulaceae
Gene: LCD
Product: Pyridoxal phosphate (PLP)-dependent transferases superfamily protein
Source: RefSeq, a predicted model, not a curated record